AGAGAGAGAGAGAGAGAGAGACAGAGAGAGAGAGAGAGAGGGGAGGGGAAAAAGUUGGACACGGAAGAUCUCGCCCUAACUUUUGUCUUCUUUCCACUUUCUUCGUGGAAGAAGCCUCGAGAAAAUAAAAUAAAAAUAAAAGUCAACAGGACGGAGACGCGGUGGAUUACAUGAGACUCACAUCAGCAUCCCCUCUGGAUACACACGCGCUUUGAUUUACGGAUUAAUGUGGACGCAGAGUUGUGGAUUUAUCAACAACUGAAGCUGGUGGCAGAGGUGAGGCGUUUUUCGGCGGAGUGAAACCAUGUGGCUUCUCUGCUCCUGUCUGACUCUGUUGGCGCUCAGCUAUGGCUCGUGUGACGUGCUGGCGUCUGAUCAAGACGAUCAGUGCCCGUUCUUGCAUGUGGAUGAGUGGAAGUUUCCUCAGACGACCCGGCACAAUGUCACAGGUUUUAAUCUGGUGAGGCAAUUCUCCCUGCUCAAGAGCAAAGAUGUCAAGAAGAUCCGCAACCCUCGAGGACCCGUCAUCCUCCGCCUGGGCAAAACUCCACUCCUACGCCGCACCGAUCAGGUGUUUCCUCUUGGCCUUCCUGAGGAGUUCACCCUGAUCUUCACUCUGGUGUUAAAGAAAGCUGCCCUGAGAGACACCAUAUACCUCUUCCAGAUAUCUGAUCAGCAGGGAUACCCCCAGCUCUCUAUAGACUUGAACGGUCCCGAUGGCACCCUGACGCUUCGUGCCGCGGGCGUCGAGCCCACAGCUGACCUGGUGAGCUCCACUUUCACCGGGGAGGGAGUGGAUGCCCUGAUGGACUUGCGCUGGCACAAGGUGGGACUCAGCGUGCGACACGGAGCCGCCUCCCUCCACGUGGAUUGCAACUCCAUUGAGACCAAACCGCUGGAGCCCCGUGGAGUUUUGCCCACUGACGGACACACUCUGCUGGGCAUUCAGGCAGCAGAUGCUGGGCCUGUGCAGAUGGACAUUCAACAGGUGAUGCUGUAUUGUGACCCCUCCCUCGCCAUUCAGGAGGCUUGCUGUGAGAUCCCUGGAGCACGGUGCCCAACAGAUGGUUCCAAGAGCCGCCGUGCUGCUGAGAAUGACCUGUUUGAAAACACUUUUAACCAGGAGGUUUUUGCAUCAAAGGAUCUGGCGGAGAAAGUAGCUGCUGGCUUAAAAGGGGAAAAAGGCGACAGGGGUGAUGGUUGUUCUGGCUCAGAUUCAGGUCCAUGCACAGAGGGACCCAAGGGCCAGAAGGGAGAGAAAGGCGAGCUGGCACUGCCUGCCAACUGGGACGAAGCAGCAGGGUACAAGGGAGUAAAGGGUCAGAAGGGAGAAGUUGGUCCACAGGGUCUCACCGGCACUCCAGGAAGGGAUGGUCGAUCGGGGUCCAUCUGUGUGGCCGGCCCCAAGGGACAGAAGGGUACCCCAGGUUUGGUGGGUCCUGAGGGGUUGGCUGGGGAGCCAGGGAUGCCCGGAUAUCCAGGCCCACCGGGAGUUGGAAAGCCAGGCCUACCAGGCCUUCCUGGUAUACCGGGUGGUGGAAAGGGAGACAAGGGAGAUACAGGACCUCAGGGAGAAGAUGGAUUUCCAGGAGAUCCGGGACCAAGAGGACCAACAGGGUUUAAAGGAGACAAGGGUGACCCAUGCGAAGUGUGCCCUGUGCUGCCUGCAGAUAUGGGUAACACAGUGGCUCUGCCAGGGAAGCCAGGCCCCAAAGGAGAGCCUGGAUUAGCAGGGAUAGGAGAGAGAGGACUGCCUGGGCUUCGGGGUGCAGAUGGCAAGGCAGGAACGAAGGGCAAAACAGGAUCAGAUGGCAUCAAAGGAGAAAAGGGAGACCCGUGUUCUGUGUGCCCCGCCAUCGGAGAAUUACCCCAGAACCUCGUCGCCCGUAUCCAGACCCAAACCCUGCAGCCAAAGGGAGAGAAAGGAAAUGCAGGAUCACCUGGCCGUAGAGGAGAAAAGGGUGAAGAAGGCGAUCAAGGAGAAACAGGACUCGACGGAGCGCCUGGAGCCUCAGGACUGCCUGGAGAACCUGGUCGGGACGGACUAAGGGGUUUGAGGGGAGAAAAGGGCGACGCUUGUACAAGCUGUUCUUCUACUGUCACUACAGAGGGUGAUGGUGUAGCUGUUCAAGGCCCCAAAGGAGAGAGAGGAGACCCUGGUCCUCCAGGGGAAGGGAAGCCUGGCAAAAACGGAAAACCAGGCUUACCAGGUGUGCAGGGGCCUUCUGGUCCCAAGGGAAAAAAGGGAGAAGUUGGAGUUCCAGGAGUUGGCCUUCCAGGACCACAAGGUAAAGAGGGACCAAGAGGGCCCCGAGGACUUGCAGGACCUUCUGGUGCCGAAGGAUUGGCUGGACCUGUUGGCCCUGCAGGGGAGAAGGGCUCCGAAGGAGAAGCUGGGCCCCCAGGACCACGUGGACCUGAGGGCAUUGGAAUAACAGGGCCCCCGGGUAGAGAUGCAACCCCUGGGUCUGAAGGAUUGCCAGGGGCUGAUGGAAGACCUGGACUUGAUGGAGCUAAGGGGGACAAGGGUGAACCAGGAGAGUGCAACUGCAUAAUCCCCGUACAUACGGGAAUAGGAGGACCUGGAGCUCCAGGAACUCCAAUAAACACAUGGCAGCCCGGGCCUCAGGGCCCACCAGGACCUCCUGGCCCACCUGGCCCCCCUGGGCCUCACGGCGUUAUUGGAGUGGAAGGACCACAGGGUAUCCCUGGAAACGAUGGGAUACAGGGGAAACCGGGUUUGCCUGGAUACGUCAAUUACAUUGGACCACACCAGCCGCCUCAAGACUCUGCUGGCGGAGAUGUUACUGAGGGCUGUAAAGAAGGGGACUGCACCCAAGGAUUCCCAGGGGUGUCAGGCACAGCUGGUGCCAAGGGAGAAAAAGGAGACCAGGGCAAGCCUGGUGUAACCCCCUUGGACAGCUGUGACAAGUGUUUGGAGAGACUGCAGACAGAGCAGGCGACACAACCAGAGUAUGACCGACAGGGAAUGCCCGGAGCUCCAGGAAUGCCUGGAUCACCAGGACCAAGAGGAGAGACAGGUAUACAAGGAGAAAGAGGCCAAGCUGGAAUAGUAGGAAACAUGGGACUUCCCGGUUUCCCAGGUCCUCAGGGCCCGCCUGGUCCAUCUGGUCAGAAUGGUGAGGUAGGGUCACCCGGCCUCCCAGGACUGAAGGGCGAACAGGGCCCUCCGGGGACGUCCGGCUAUCCAGGAGCCAUGGGACCGCCUGGACUUCCUGGACUGAAGGCUGAACGUGGGAGCCCAGGAAGCAGUGGUCAGAAGGGGGAAUCAGGUACUGCUGGUAACCCUGGGUACCAAGGACAGGCUGGCUCCCCGGGCAUUAAAGGAGACACGGGACCAGCUGGGCCAGUUGGUUCCAAAGGAGAUCAGGGUUUCCAAGGACAACCAGGUUUCCCAGGACCACCAGGUGGACCAGGUCCUGCUGGGAAACCUGGAAGGGAAGGGGUCUCUGGGCUCAAAGGUGAAAAAGGCAAUGAUGGAGCUCAAGGCUCACAGGGACCAACUGGGGGCCGAGGCUCAUCAGGCUCCCCUGGGCUGAUGGGCCCCCCUGGCAUUGAGGGAUUGGAUGGAAAAGAUGGGAAACCAGGGCUGCAGGGAGCAGCAGGCCCAGCAGGCCCAGCAGGACCACGAGGAAUCCCAGGAUUCAAAGGGAAAACUGGCCAUACUGGCUUCCCUGGACAGAAGGGUGAAUCUGGACCUUCAGGUCCAGCUGGACCACCAGGCAGGGUGGGACAUGAGGGUGAUCCCGGUGCCCCAGGAACUCCAGGGCAACCUGGACCCUCCGGCCACAUUGGUUCUACAGGUCCAGCUGGACCACCAGGACCUGCUGGGCCAUCAGGAGUGGGUGUAAAAGGAGACAAGGGCCAAUCUGGUGAGAGGGGUCUUCCAGGGAUGGGAGGAGCCCCAGGACCACCUGGGCACCCUGGGUCCAUGGGAGAGCCAGGCAGCGAUGGUGCAGCUGGUAAAGAUGGAUCGGUCGGCCUACCAGGGGACAACGGGCAGCCAGGUCAAAAGGGUGAAGCAGGGGCAGCAGGCCAGAAGGGUUCUCCAGGGGAGAGAGGUACCGGGGCCCCCGGCGGUGGAGGUUACCACUCCAAGGAUGCACAGCCCAUGAUCGGCCCAGUCGGACCCAGAGGAGAGAGGGGAAGCCCAGGUUCAGAGGGUCUCCCGGGGACCCCUGGACCUUCAGGGUCACCUGGAAAUGACGCGGUUGUAAAUUAUGAUGAAGUUAAGAACUUCAUCCGCCAGCAGGUCAUCAAGAUCUUUGAUGAGAGAAUGGCUUACUACAUGUCUCGCAUGCAGAUGCCAGUAGAGAUGGCAUCCCCAGGUCGGCCUGGGCCCCCAGGGAAAGACGGAACUCCAGGUACUCCUGGGAAUCCCGGUGCAUCUGGACUCCCGGGACAGAUUGGCAGACAAGGACGGCCAGGAGGCCAAGGACCCCCUGGACCACACGGACCACGCGGAGAAAAAGGAGAUAAGGGUGUUGGAGAGAUGGGAGAUGUAGGACCUCCAGGAGCACCAGGUGUUCCAGGCCCCCAAGGCUACGGUAAGAUGGGACCCCCGGGUCCUGUUGGCCAGCAGGGUGUUCCUGGGAUCUCAGGCUCUCCUGGGCAGCCUGGUUCAAAGGGACAUGAUGGCCGGUGUAACCCGGGAGACUGUAUGAGCCACCAAGUAGAGUACAGCCCGAAGGGCCCACCUAUCAAGGGCCCCUGGUAGAGGGCUAGAGGUGCUAGAGUAGAGGGGCAGAGGGACUUUGGAGGGAGAAGACAAAGACCGUUGACCAAAUUUUUUAAAUCUGACCACCAGAUCAAAUCCAGGAGUUACUUUGCUGUUGAAUUGUACAGAUUUACCCACAAAGAUUCUGACUGAAUUCCUAAGCAAAAGUCCUUAACAUCUUUCUAAGAGCCCACACUAGCAGCAUAUUUUGUAUUGCAUCAUUCUUUUUUGCCAUAUUUCCAAUUCAUUGCAAUAUUACUGUCUCUUAUUUUGGUCUCGCUUCUUUUUUCUCAUUGUUUCACUCCUUUUGUACAUUUCCAAACAACCCAAGGGAUGUGACAAGAAUCCGUUUGUAUUGUUUUUCAUCCUUUACUAAUUGUCACCUCUUGUUUUUAUUUUCAUUGUCUUAAUUUGUAGGAUUUCACAGUUAUUGCAGCACUUUGCUUGCACCUCUCGUAUCUUUGUUUUCGUCUCACAGAAUCAUAUUUAGAGUGCAGCCCAUGAAUUUCUCUUAGUGCUUGUGGUGUGUAAGAGAUUAUCCAAAGAAAUGUAUUUCAGUUCUGAAAAAACAGAUGCCAAAAACCUACGUUCAUGCCCUUUUUGAUGAAUUGACUGUUUUGUAUAUAUUAUAUUUAUAUAUUGUGGCUUUUUCUACUUUUUUAACUGAUUGGAUACAAGACAUAUUCAUGGCUAGCCACCUAUUUGUAAUUUUGAGGGUUAUAAAGCAACACAAUAGCCAAAGGGAUAUUUUUUAAUCCAAGGUCUGUAAGCUUUUAAAAUUAAAUAAUGUGUUCAGUUAAAGACAUCAUUAUUUAUAAUAGAAAAGUGUUGGCAUAAAAAACACAUUUGUUUUUCUAAUUGUGUUACUGAAGUUAAUUUGUCAUUUUAUCUCCAGUAAUUUUGCCAUACAGCCACUUAAAGCAUCUCAUCUCUUUCUGUAUUCCAAAAGAACUGUAACCGCCAUCUGUCUGCUUCAACAGGAAACUAAUUAAAAGAAUCUGAGCAAUAAUUGAGCCCAUUUACCACAGGUACUGUAAUGCAACACACUGAGCAUGGCUAGUCAUGCAAGGAAAAAGAAAAUAUUCUAAAAAGCAUCACAAAUGGAUAUGUUGCUGUAUUUUUGGGGUUGUUUUCUUAUUGUUGUUUUUUUUAUAUCUGGAAGUCUGGAGUUUUAAAUCACUACAAUCUCAAUCAAGUUAAAUCAGCUUUGUAAACUAUGAGCAUGGACAGACUUUCUCACAAACUAACCCAUGGGAAAUGUUAGUUAAAACUGAAUUAAAUUACUUUUGAAAUAUGCUGUAUUAUGUUAUCAUUGUCAGCCUGUGUUGUAUCAAUCACUAUUGAACACUGUUGUCCAUCCAUGCUGGGAUUUUUAGACAAUCAGAUCCUGAGCAUAGACGGGGACUUUAAGUAAAG
Anoplopoma fimbria (sablefish) is the source of this 6154-nucleotide messenger RNA. It is a transcript of the gene col16a1, whose product is annotated as collagen, type XVI, alpha 1. Lineage: Eukaryota; Metazoa; Chordata; Actinopteri; Perciformes; Anoplopomatidae. The record is from RefSeq and is a predicted model, not a curated record.